Vigna umbellata (rice bean) is the source of this 342-nucleotide messenger RNA. RefSeq lists its product as uncharacterized. The record is from RefSeq and is a predicted model, not a curated record. NCBI's taxonomy places the organism in Eukaryota, Viridiplantae, Streptophyta, Magnoliopsida, Fabales, Fabaceae.
AUGAAACCCAACGAAAACGUGCCAAUACUGACCAAGACAGACUCUGAGGUUAGCAGCCUCUCCCAAUCCUCACCGCCCCGCUCUCCCCGCCGGCCCGUAUACUGCGUCCAAAGCCCUUCCUGUGAGUCUGCCUCCACUCGCUUUUCCGGCUCCCGCAAGAGCAGCUCCACCAACCGCAAGGGCCCAUGGAGGCCCUGGAAGGACCACUUCCACGCCAUCGAGGAAGAGGGUCUCCUUGACGCCCACGAUAAUGCCCAACAUGGCUUCCCUCGUCGCUGCUAUUUCCCGGCAUUCAUCUUCGCCUUCCUCCUUCUCUUCUCCUUUUUCUCUCUCAUUCUCUAG